UUAAACAUAACAUAGUCGGCCUGUAAAAGGUAGCACAAAUUAAAAGGCACGGUCCCUAUACAAGGGUUAGAAAUGCUUGCCAAGUCCCUAUGGCUUCGUGAAAUACUAAAAACAGUAUAGGAAUGUAAGUUUCAAAACGCGUAUUGCCAAGCAUUGAUGUGUGUUACCAGACGUGUUACUCGAUGACACUGUAGUCGAUUUCAAUCCUCGUGUCGUCCAGUUGUGAAAUUAAUAUCUGGAUAGCUGCUUUGAAAUUGACACUUAACGGCACAUAUUUCAUUCUACGCCCAGGUAACAAUACACAACAUUCUUAAAACCUUUGUUUUUAUUUCAGAGAAACAGUUUUAAUCCUGAAGACUACGCAGCUGUCCGCCAUCUAUUGAUAUUUACGAUGAAAAUGAUGUUUCCCCACCACAAACUCCAGAUCCGUUGCGGCGCGGGCAAGGCAGAAUUAUUCCGCGACCUCACCCACGAUGCCAAUGUUCUUUCCAUAAACUCCGGCGACCCGUGUCUGUAUAACGCCCUUAGGGAUUUCUGUCCUUCGGACGGUUACAGGGUACCAAAUAUAGCUCAUUAUAUCUGGUUUAAUAUCCCAACAAUGUCCUUCUUCCAUUUCUUGAGUUUUAUGAGCGUGCAUUUGUUCCAAGAACCAUGUGUUACCCUUGUCCACGGCCACCUCCCCGGGGGUCCGUAUUGGAGAUACCUGGCCCGUACCGUCUCAAACAUCAUCCACGUGGCGACGGAUCUCCCGGGGACCUUUGGAGGAAAACCGCUAAUCUCCAUGGAACACAAGUCGGACCUGGUCAGAUUGAUUGUCCUAAAAGAAUUUGGCGGGAUAUAUUUUGACAUUGACAGCGUCCUGUUCCGUAACCUCAACUCCCUAAGGAACUAUUCUGUUACCAUGAGUCUCGAGUACUGGUCCAACCUCUCAAACGGACUGAUUCUAGCCGAGCCAGACGCCAUGUUUACUCGACAAUGGCUGUCCCGUUACCAUGACUACACGUUUGACCCAGUACAGUAUUGGGAGUUCUCUCUCUUUGUCCCCACUAAGUUAGCGAGGCAGCACCCGGAAUGGAUUCACGUGGAGUACAUGACAUUCUGCUCGCCAGAUGGCGAACACCGGAACCAGAUUUUUGAGGGAAACUAUGACUGGGGCAAAAACUUCGCCAUGCAUCUCUAUAUACGAUUUUAUACAAAAAUACACAACUGUGCUGACGUCAGAACCCUGAACACAACUAUUGGUGCCGUGGCCAGAUACGUGUUGUAUGGCUCCAGGAAGUUGUGUCAAUAACGUACGUCAGAAAAAUAAAACUUGUAUAAUCAAACGUCUUAAAAGUGUUUAUGCAAGCAAUAAUGUUUUGAUUAAAAUUAUGUUAGCCGGUUUUAAAACUCAUAUUUCUGGUGUGUCAAGAGACGCACAAUAUUGAAAAUAUAGUCCGGCAUGGCGUCAAUCAAGCUUGGAAUACAGCUUAAGAAGAAUGUUUGACGGGAGAAUUCAAGAGUACCUGUUCUAAUCAGCCAAACUUAUAAAGCUGAUGUAUCUAGUGAUGCUUAAAACAAGACAUGCUACAGGACUGGGUAUGGCCCACGUUUUACCCCUGAUUAUGUUAUUGAACGUAUCUCUUUUCCAGUACGAUAUCUUGUGAUAUAAGUCGAGUUACCCGAAAUCCGGAAAGAUGUCAAACUUAUUUGAUCUAAGGCCAGAUCAUAUUCUAUCUUCAGAUUUCGUUAUGCAUGCAGUAUAUGUAGGUCUAGUACUUAUUAAAUACAC
This is a messenger RNA of Pecten maximus, 1771 nucleotides long. RefSeq lists its product as uncharacterized. NCBI's taxonomy places the organism in Eukaryota, Metazoa, Mollusca, Bivalvia, Pectinida, Pectinidae. The record is from RefSeq and is a predicted model, not a curated record.